Messenger RNA from Zingiber officinale, 2422 nucleotides. Its product is annotated as wall-associated receptor kinase 5-like. NCBI's taxonomy places the organism in Eukaryota, Viridiplantae, Streptophyta, Magnoliopsida, Zingiberales, Zingiberaceae. The transcript is spliced from 3 exons. Gene Ontology annotation, molecular function: polysaccharide binding; calcium ion binding; ATP binding. The record is from RefSeq and is a predicted model, not a curated record. The coding region runs from base 45 to 2237 and encodes 730 amino acids. Gene Ontology annotation, biological process: protein phosphorylation; cell surface receptor signaling pathway. Gene Ontology annotation, cellular component: plasma membrane.
UGAAGAUGAGCCAAUUUUAGAUCACAAGGAAUGAACAAGAGAACAUGGAGGUCGUGCCUUUGGUAGUUCUGCUGUUGCUGCUGGUCGCCGGUGUGCCGGCAGCAUCCGGAGAGCGGCCGCAAUUACCGGCUUCUGAGUGCCCGACGAGCUGCGGGGAUGUGGAGAUCCCCUACCCGUUCGGCAUCGGCCGCAACUGCUCCAUCGGCCUCAACUACACGGUCAACUGCCUGGAGAACGCCGACGGCCACGACCGGCCUUUUAUCGGUGGCGCGGAGAUCAUCGAGAUCAUGUUGGCGCAGGGCAAAGGGCGGGUGUACAACACGAUCUCGUGGAAUUGCUACGAUGAUCGGAGCCAGGGGACGUGGUCUUUCGACAUGAGUGGAUUGCCGUACAGAUUCUCCGACGCCGACAACAAGUUCACCGUCAUCGGCUGCGACACCCUCGCCUACAUCAACGGCACCCAGGGCGGCAAACCGUACCAGAGCGGCUGCAUGACCUUCUGCCAGAACGACAGCCUCGCCGACGGAUCCGGCUCCUGCGCCGGCAUAGGUUGCUGCCAGACCUCCGUUCCCCGGGGUCUCGACUACAUCGACGUCCGGUUUGAUUCAGAACACGAUGGCUCCAGCACGAGGAACUUCAGCCCUUGCAGCUACGCGGUGCUGGUGCAGGAGAAUCAGUUCAGCUUCCAGAGCUCUUACAUCACGACCACCAAAUUCUUGGAUGAGAUUUAUAUGCGAAGCGUGCCGGUGGUGGUGACUUUUGCGAUCGGAAAUGAGACGUGCGAGGAAGCCCGGCGCAACUCCAGCCGUUACGCCUGCGUGAGUCAGCACAGCGAGUGCGUUGACUCCCCCGAUGCUCCUGGGUAUCUCUGCAAUUGUUCCAGUGGAUUCCAAGGCAACCCAUACCUCUUCAACGGAUGCCAAGACAUCAAUGAGUGUGAUCGACUAGAUGCGUAUCCAUGCAAAGGCGAUUGCCACAACACGCUCGGUGGAUAUAACUGUUAUUGUCCGCAAGGUACAACGGGCAAUGCUGCCAGCACUGGCUGCAUUCCAAUACCGCGACAGUCCAUAGUGACAAAGGUUGUCACAGGUGUUUCUGGCAGUUUAAUUUUCUUGCUGUUAUGUGGUUUGUGCUUUUAUUUGGUUCAUCAAAGAAAAAAACUCGAAGAGAUUAAGCGAAGAUAUUUUGAAGAACACGGAGGUCUUGACUUAAAGAAAAAGAUGAAGGAAGAACAGAACCUUGAAUUUCGGAUAUUUGCAAUCAAAGAACUCGAGAAAGCCACGAAUAAUUUUGAUGACAGACAAAUACUCGGCAAAGGAGGUAAUGGAAUUGUAUAUAAAGGAAUUUUAGAGGACAAAUGCACUGUGGCUAUAAAAAAACCAAGGCUCAUCGAUGAGAGCCUAAAGAGAGGUUUUGGAAAUGAAACACUCAUUUUAUCCCGUAUCAACCAUGAUAACAUAGUAAAGCUCUUGGGUUGUUGUUUGGAGACAGAGAUGCCAAUGUUGGUCUAUGAGUUUGUCCCCAAUGGAACUCUAUCUCAUCUUAUUCAUGAAAAUAAGAAUCGCUCUUCAAUUUCUUUAGACAUUCGACUAAGGAUUGCGUAUCAAUCUGCUAAGGCUUUGGAAUAUUUGCACAUGGAAGCUUCUCCUAGUAUUAUUCAUGGAGAUAUAAAACCUUCCAAUAUACUUUUAGACAAUGAUUACAAUGCAAAAGUUUCAGACUUUGGGGCUUCAAAGCUAAUACCCAAGGACGAGCAACAAUUCGCUACACUGGUGCAAUUCACUUACGGUUACAUUGAUCCUGAGUGCCUUCAAACAUAUGAAUUGACCUAUAAAAGUGAUGUUUACAGCUUUGGUGUCGUUCUCCUGGAGUUGUUUACUGGUAGAAAGGCAAUUUAUUUCGAAGGACCUGAAGAACAAAGAAAUUUGGUGACAACUUUUGCUUUGUUCAUGGAUGAGAAUCACGUGUUUGAUAUCUACGACAAUCAAGUGAAAGAGGAAGCUAAUGUGGAAUUGAUUCAAGAACUUAGUGAGCUGAUCAAACGGUGUUUAUACUUGAAGGGGGAAGAAAGGCCUACGAUGAAGGAAGUGGUCGAGGAGCUGCAUACACUGAGAAAGUUCACGCAUCACCCAUGGGCAUGGGAACAAUAUGAGCAAGACAAUGUUGAGAGGGAGAGCUUGCUAGAGGAGAUCACAACUCAUGCUGAUGGAAAAGAAUUAAACAUUUUCUUUAGUUGAGACGCUUAUAGCACAUUGAAUGUGGAAGGUAAUUAGUUGAAGACACGGUUAUACAUGAUAUAUACACAAAAAAACAAAACAUAUUGAAUAAACAGCAUUAUAAUGUCAAGUAAGCUUGUAUGUGUUUUGUGUCUAUAGUUAAGUUUUGUGUAAGUUGAGUUUAUGUUAUGUGUGGAUUUUGCAAA